GCACACGUGUACGCGCUCACUCACGCACAUAUAGUUUUUCCAAGUGGGUUUCUGCUCUCUGAUCUCACUCUGCUCCUCGCUUCGCUUUCUGCCGGGUGUCUCCGUCUGCUCUCCGAGCUUCAUCUGACAGCUGCAGCUCAGCGAUCUGCUUCUUCCUGUCGUUGGAAAAAAACCACCUUAAAAGACUGUCAAAAUGGCCAACAAAGGAACUGUAAAACCCAGCCAACAUUUCAAUGCCAAUGCAGACGCAGAGGUCCUCUACAAGGCCAUGAAAGGCCUGGGGACCGACGAGGAUGCCAUCUUGCAGCUGCUGACGGCUCGCAGCAACGCCCAGAGGCAGGAGAUCAAAGCCAGCUACAAAACUCUGUAUGGAAAGGAUCUGAUAAAUGACCUGAAAGGAGAGCUGACUGGUAAAUUUGAGACGCUGAUCGUAGCUCUGAUGACUCCACCCAUUGCUUAUGAUGUGACAUUACUUCACAGUGCAAUCAAGGGGGCAGGAACAAAUGAGAAAGUGCUGGUGGAGAUCCUCGCCUCCAGAAAGCCUCAGCAGGUGAAGGACAUCAUCGCCGCAUACAAAAAGGAGUAUGAUGCUGACCUGGAGAAGGAUGUAACCGGUGACACCUCAGGUCACUUCCAGAGACUUCUGGUUAUUUUGCUUCAGGCAAACAGGCAGACAGGAAUCCAGGCGGAAACCAUUGAGAGUGAUGCUCAGGCCCUCUUCAAGGCAGGAGAGGAGAAAUUUGGCACUGAUGAACAAGCCUUUGUUACCAUCUUGGGCAACCGGAGUGCAGAGCACCUUAGGAAAGUAUUCGAUGCUUACAUGAAGCUCUCUGGAUACGAGAUGGAGGAGAGUAUCAAGAGAGAAACUUCUGGACCCCUCAAGGACCUCCUUCUUGCCGUUGUGAAGUGUGCCAGGAGCGUUCCUGCCUACUUUGCUGAGACGCUGUACCACGCCAUGAAGGGUGCAGGCACUGACGAUGACACUCUGAUCAGAGUGAUGGUGACUCGCAGCGAGGUGGACAUGUUGGACAUCAGAUCUGAGUUCAGGAAGCUGUUUGCCUGCUCUCUGCACUCAAUGAUCAAGGGAGACACCGGCGGUGACUACCGUAAGGCCUUACUUGUGCUCUGUGGUGGCGAUGAUGCGUAAUCAUGGCAAUAAUCACUAACAGGAAACAAACAUGAAGUGCCUUCUGGGGCCAUCGGCUCAGUGAAACAGCAAGCUAAAAACAACAAACAAGUCUUGGUUCAUUACAGCAAAGCUUGUAUUGGAGAGAUGACCCAUAAGGUCUUUACACUAUGAUUCCAAACCGUGUCUUUGAAAGGUAGCUAACAUUUUGUUAACAUUGAUACAGCUUUUUGUCCACUAAUCUCUUCAUUAUAUAACAAAAGACGUAUGCAGAAGAAUCAGAAUUCAAUUGUCAUGUUUGCACUUUGUAUGGCAGAACCAGUACAUGCAAUAAUAAAUGGUUCAUUUGAUGAAGUU
Molecule: messenger RNA, 1483 nt
Organism: Archocentrus centrarchus (flier cichlid)
Lineage: Eukaryota; Metazoa; Chordata; Actinopteri; Cichliformes; Cichlidae
Gene: anxa5b
Product: annexin A5b
Exons: 13
Coding region: 194-1147 (317 amino acids)
Biological process (GO): negative regulation of coagulation
Cellular component (GO): nucleus; plasma membrane; vesicle membrane
Molecular function (GO): calcium ion binding; phosphatidylserine binding; calcium-dependent phospholipid binding
Source: RefSeq, a predicted model, not a curated record